UUCUGGUUUGGUUUGAUAACAUUAUGUUUUUUACAUUAAACAGAGCACUUACUCUAUCCAUACUUUUGCAGUUAUGUCGUAAAAGAGCUCUCCAAAUCAUUUGGAUUUGUUUAUGAUUUAUCAUAUAUAAUUCAUAAAAGGUUUACUUUAUCUAAAAAAAUAGACAAGGCCAGAUCUCAGACUCGCACAUGAAAAUAUCUUUGUCUCUGACAGUGAAAUCAGAGAAGGGUCAUGGGAUGUGGCUUUGGAAAAUCAGAACCACAGCUGACGAAGUGUGACAGAGUGAGCAUCUCAGUCCCAGCUGCCACUGCAAUCCGAGCGGCUCUGUUGAUCCAGCGCUGGUACCGUCAGUAUGUGGCCCGGCUGGAGAUGAGACGCAGGUGCACGUGGAACAUCUUCCAGUCUAUUGAAUAUGCAGGAGAGCAAGACCAGAUUAAGCUCUACAAUUUUUUUGGCUUCCUGAUGGACCACUUCACCCCAGCCAGUAGUGAAAGAAACCUGAUAUCUCACAUCUUUCGCGAGAAUGAAAUCUGUCGUGACACAGAGUGGGAGAGAUAUUUUUGCUACAAGAGUGUCGAGGUACCUGACAGCUACACUGGCCCCCAUCUGACCUUCCCCAUGACCUUCUGUGGGGUAUCGAAGCUGGUGGAGGCCUUCAAGCACAAACAACAGCUCCAUGCUCGAUAUGUUCUGCAGCUUCUUGGAGAGACUUGGAGACUUCUAAGAAUUCUCACAAAUAUCAAUCACGUUUCCACCUGCCCUAUGAAGGAGAUUACUAUAUGUGGAGACUUACAUGGGCACCUUGAAGACCUGCUGUUGAUAUUCUAUAAGGUAUUCACAGUAUGUACAUCAGCAUAUUGUCCAUCAGUGAUACUGUAUUUGGGUUAAUUAAUACCUUGAACUGAAUCUGCCCAGAAUGGUUUACCAUCUUCUGAGAAACCGUACGUCUUCAAUGGAGACUUUGUGGAUCGUGGCAAAAACUCCUUAGAGAUCCUGCUUAUCCUGUUUGGGUUCCUGCUGGUCUAUCCCAAUGAUGUCCAUCUGAACAGGGGAAACCAUGAGGACCACAUUGUUAACCUGAGAUAUGGUUUCACUAAAGAAGUUCUGGGAAAAUACAGGGUGCACGGCAAGAAAAUCCUAAAGCUCCUGCAGAAGAUCUUCAGCUGGCUGCCUCUGGCCACAAUGAUAGAUCACAAGGUGCUGAUUGUGCAUGGCGGCAUCUCUGACACGACAGACCUCGACACAAUAGCCAAAGUGGACAGACACAAAUACGUGUCGGCUCUCAGGCCUCCUAAGCCGACCCAUCAUGCAGUCAAUGGCAGCAAGACUGUGAAUAACAACAACACUGAGGAUGACGGACUUGUGGGGGGCAGGCGUCGAGUGUAUUCUCUGACUCACCAUGGCUCGGCGCGGGCUCAAAGGCACGAUCCACCACGCCGCUCGCUGCACAACCUGCCCAUGAGCAGUCAGCUCAACUUGUCAGUGGAAGAGGAGCUAAAGAGGAGGCGAAGGCUUGUUGGGUUCGACCAGUCCUAUCGGGAGGUGCAGAAGUCUGACCCUGACUCAGACCCAGAGUCUGGAGAAACAGUGGAGACAAAUGAGGAUGAGUGGAAACAGAUAGUGGAUAUGUUAUGGAGUGAUCCCAUGCCCCAAAAUGGCUGUGUUCCCAAUGAGGUGCGAGGUGGAGGCUGCUACUGGGGCCCAGAUGUCACUGAGGAAGUGCUGGGAAGACACAACCUGCAGCUCCUCAUCCGCUCCCAUGAGUGCAAACAGGACGGCUAUGAGUUCUGCCACAACCGCAGGGUGCUGACUAUAUUUUCAGCAUCUAACUACUACGAGGUGGGCAGCAACAGAGGAGCCUACAUCAGAAUGGGGCCUGAUCUGGUCCCACACUUCAUUCAGUAUCAGGCCAGCCGGACGAGCAGAGAGCUCACCCUGAGACAAAGUGUUGGGUGGACAGAGAGAUCAGCUCUGCGAGCUCUGAGAGAACAGCUGUUUGUACAUAAGUCAGAUCUCAUCAGUGCCUUCCAGGAGUUUGAUCCUAACAACACAGGGCUCAUCAGUCUAAGGGACUGGGCCAGUGCCACAGAGAAUGUACUGAAGCUGGGUCUGCCCUGGAGGGUGCUACGCUCUCAGCUUGUCAACAACACCCAGUAUGGCAUGGUGAACUACCAGCAGUGGAUAAGGGAGCUCUCCAUCACUGAGCCAAAACUAGAGAUAUCUGAUACCAGCAUCCUGGAGACUAUGUACAAAAACCACUCCAACCUGGAAACCAUCUUCCGAAUCAUAGACACAGAUCACUCUGGUUUGAUCUCUUUCGAGGAGUUUCGUCAGACCUGGAAGCUCCUGUGCUCUCAUCUUAAGAUGGAGAUCAGUGAUGAGGCCAUCACAAACCUGGCCCAGAGCAUUGACUUCAACAAGGACGGGAGCAUCGACAUCAACGAGUUCAUGGAGGCAUUCCGGCUGGUAGACCUCUCUGCGCAUACCUGAGAGCCCGGACCAGGAGCUGUAGCUGCUGUAUCUGUCGCAUAGAGAACACCAAGAACUAUCUUUCACCUCCUUACACAUCUCUGGAAAUUUGAAUGACAGUAGUAUCUCGUCCACAGAUCCUGGGAGGGCUGACUGUGCACCACUGUUCAUGCAGGUGCAAACUAGAUCUAUUCUACCUCUUAGAUUUAGAUCUGUUUUUUUACCUCAUAAGUUUUUCAUUUCAUUGUAAAGUAUAUUUUUAAGAUUGUAACUUCUUUAGUCAUGUAUUUAAGCAUCAAACAUGUGAUAUCUUUGCCUUUCAUGCUGAGUGAGAUCUUGACGAUGUCUGACACAUCAGGUCUUGAAGAGUGAAACCGAAUAUGUGACAAAGUUAUAUAAAGUCUUUGAGAAAUGUGAGGUUUGUCAGGUUGUAUUCUGGGUGAUGUAGGCACCAGGUUUUUACAAGGUAGAAAAAUGUGUGAAAUAAAACAAAAGAAAAAGA
Messenger RNA from Lates calcarifer (barramundi perch), 2971 nucleotides. RefSeq names its product serine/threonine-protein phosphatase with EF-hands 2. Gene Ontology annotation, biological process: detection of stimulus involved in sensory perception; negative regulation of MAPK cascade. The record is from RefSeq and is a predicted model, not a curated record. Gene Ontology annotation, molecular function: calcium ion binding; iron ion binding; manganese ion binding. Gene Ontology annotation, cellular component: nucleus; cytosol. Lineage: Eukaryota; Metazoa; Chordata; Actinopteri; Centropomidae.